AUGAGGCAGGGCAUGAGGCAGGGCAUGAAGCAGGGCAUGAAGCAGGGCAUGAGGCAGGGCAUGAGGCAGGGCAUGAAGCAGGGCAUGAGGCAGGGCAUGAGGCAGGGCAUGAAGCAGGGCAUGAAGCAGGGCAUGAAGCAGGGCAUGAGGCAGGGCAUGAGGCAGGGCAUGAAGCAGGGCAUGAAGCAGGGCAUGAGGCAGGGCAUGAAGCAGGGCAUGAGGCAGGGCAUGAGGCAGGGCAUGAGGCAGGGCAUGAGGGCCGCUAGCCCCCAUGCCUUGUUGGCGGACCGACCGGCUCCAGCCCCGCCGGAGGUCCGGCUGACCCCUGCUCCUCGCACCAAGGCCCUCAGCCCAGCAGCCUCGUCCCUGACUCCCCCCGCUGCUGUCUCGCUGCCAGCCCCUAGCCCGGCUCCCCGGCCCCUGGAGGGGUCGCCACGCCCGGCUCCCCUUAGCCCGUCCUUCGGGCCGCCUGCCCGAACUCUCUGGCUUGUCUCGCCCCGCUCCCCGUUCCUCUGGAGAGCUCUGUCCUCGGGCUGCCCGCCUGCCCUUCCUGGCUCCCCUGCUCUGUCCUCGGGCCGCCCCCCUGAACUCCUUGGCUCCCCUGGUCCGCCCGGACCCUCAGGUCCCUCUGCUUUGCCCUCGGGACGUCCGCCCGGACCCUCAGGUCCCUCUGCUCCGCCCUCGGGACGUCCGCCCGGACCCCCUGGUCCCUCUGGUCCGCCCUCGUUACGUCAGCCCGAACCCCCUGGUCCCUCUGCUCCGCCCUCGCCGGACCCCAGUGCGACUUCCUCCCCCCCGACGUUCGUCUGCCAAGCCCCACCUAGUCCAGUGGGAAGGCCGCCGGGAGGCGUCCGUUGA
Molecule: messenger RNA, 858 nt
Organism: Micropterus salmoides (largemouth bass)
Lineage: Eukaryota; Metazoa; Chordata; Actinopteri; Centrarchiformes; Centrarchidae
Product: vegetative cell wall protein gp1-like
Exons: 4
Coding region: 1-858 (285 amino acids)
Source: RefSeq, a predicted model, not a curated record